Merops nubicus (carmine bee-eater) is the source of this 924-nucleotide messenger RNA. It is a transcript of the gene HPS4, whose product is annotated as Hermansky-Pudlak syndrome 4. The record is from RefSeq and is a predicted model, not a curated record. Lineage: Eukaryota; Metazoa; Chordata; Aves; Coraciiformes; Meropidae. The transcript is spliced from 8 exons. The annotation marks the transcript as partial.
GCCUGUUCUGCAGAGGAGCUGAGCAGGCAGUGGGACAGGUACAUUGAACACACCCAGAGGAACACCACUGACCUCCACAGGGUCUUCAAUUCUCUCUGGAAUCUGGACAAAACCAAGGUGGACCCUCUGCUCCUCCUGAAAGCAGCUCUCAUCCUGCAGACGUGCCAGCGCUCCCCUCACGUCCUGGCAGGCUGCAUUCUCUACAGGGGCCUGAUUGUGAGCACCCAGCUGCCUCCUCCUCUCACUGCCAAAGUUCUCCUCCAAGGAGAUGAGUCUCCAGACCAGGGGGAGCCUGGAGGUGAGGAGCAGCAGGAGCCUGGUUCCCCGUGGCCCCAGGGUGUCCGUGUCCUCCCCGUGUUCCUGACAGAAGCUGAAGUCUCAGUGCUCCAAGACUUCCCCCUGGAGUGGAGGACCAGGUGCUCAGAAGGCUUUCUCUUUCCAAACCCUUAUGUGGAGGAGCAGGACAGUCCCAGUGAGAGGAAAUGCCUCGUGGACUCUGCAGUGGAGCAGCUCAGUCCCCAGAGCCAGCAAGAGCUGGGCAGAAGGAAGGCAAGUGAAGGAGAUGAGCCUGGGGCUCUGGGGCAGAACAGGGGCUCUGGAGGAAGCAGCAGUGCAGCUGGUGGCACCCUGUGGGGUUUGGAUGGCCCAGGGGCUGCAGAGCUGCAGAGCAGGAGCCAUCAGGCAGGUGCUGAGGCUCAGGAGGAGCUGCCCAGUGACCCAGCAGGGGACACACACUGGCCUGGCAGCAGGGAGAGGGGCUGCCCACCUCAGCUGGAUGGGCUGGGAGCCCAGACUGGUGUGGAGCCAGGCACCCAGAGCAGCCUGGUGAAGAUGAGCCUGUAUGUUCACUGCAUCAAGGGGCUGGUGCUUUCCCUGCUGGCUGAAGAUCCCCUCCAGGAGGACCAGAGCUCCAUCGAGGACGUG